CCCACCAGUAGUGACUCGACUUUCACUCCUCCACUUCUGCACUUGCUUUCUCUUCCAUUUUCACUCACUAGCACUUUUAAAAUUCCAUCUUUUACAUUUUCUUGCAUGUGGUCACCCUUACUUUUUGCCUGUUACAUUUUGUUGUCCUUAUUUUCUGCGGGUGCCAAGAGAACGGUGCGACUCGUGGAGCUUGACUACAUCGAGUUAAGUCGACAUGAACACGUAAAUUAUUCGCGGCGUUGGAACCGAGAACAUGGGCCAGAGUUGGAAAUUCGGGCGAAUGAAUUCCCCUACGGACGGGAUAUCAAUCCCGUUACGACGACCCGGUACAAGAGGAUUGUCCACAAGGGGAGAGGAUAUCGGGGAAGAGUGCGUCGAAAUACGGGUCAAUAUCCGUCCCAUCAAGAGUUGAAGUUACUGUCGAAAAAUAUUACGGGAAUUUUGGAUGGUUUCUCGAAAAAGUAUGAUCGACGGGUUCGGCCUAAUUAUGGAGAUGAGCCGGUGGAAGUUGGCGUUACGCUGUACGUGUUGAGUUUAAGUGCGAUAAGUGAAGUAUUAAUGGACUUUACCUUGGACUUCUACUUUCGCCAAAUGUGGAAGGACUCUCGCCUCGCAUUUAGUGGUCCGGAAACGGUUAAAACGCUCAGUGUUGGGAGUGAGUUUCUGAAGCAAAUUUGGGUGCCAGAUACAUUUUUUGUCAAUGAGAAGACAUCCUACUUUCAUACGGCGACUACUUCAAAUGAAUUUUUGAGAAUCUCCAACGAAGGCGAUAUAACAAGAUCGCUGCGAUUAACGGUAACUGCCACGUGUGCCAUGGAUCUUAAAUACUUCCCUAUGGAUUCACAGCUUUGCAAUAUUGAGAUUGAAUCUUUUGGCUAUACCAUGGCUGAUAUUCGUUACAAGUGGGCAAAAGGGGCUGGAAGUGUCGGUAUGUCGGAAGAAGUUUCCCUCCCACAAUUCAAAGUGCUCGGCUUUCGACAAAAAUCUUUCGAAAUUGCCCUCUCCACCGGAAACUAUUCAAGAUUGGCGUGUGAAAUUCAGUUCGUGAGGUCAAUGGGAUACUACUUAAUUCAGAUCUACAUCCCAAGUAUGCUGAUCGUUUGCAUUUCCUGGGUAUCAUUCUGGGUAAAUCGUAACGCGGCACCUGCUCGAGUUUAUCUUGGAAUUACUACAGUCCUUACGAUGACUACGCUCAUGAGUUCCGUAAACAAAGAGUUGCCAAAAAUCAGCUACGUCAAGAGUAUCGAUAUAUUCCUAGGAACUUGUUUCUUAAUGGUGUUCGCCGCCUUGUUAGAAUACGCUACCGUCGGCUAUCUCGCGAAACACAUUCAGCGUCGCGUCAACCAUUUCGCCUCUCUUAAAAAAUGGCUGACGAAUUGAUCGCUAAACGCCGCGAGGCCGAAGAGGAAGCUCGACGCCAGGAAGAAAUUGUGAAUCAAAGGCUGGAAUUAAUGUACUACCGGAAACAGGAAGAAUAUCGGAAUCAGCAGCACGACCGGUCACCAAAUCCGAUCCCGACAUCCGGAUCAUUUUCGCAUCAUCCCCACCAAUACAAUUUACGCCACGGGCAGGGGCAGCAGCAACCACAUGGGAAUUAUUACGGUGGUGGUGCUGGUGGGGACACUCCGGUUAGGUCGGCCACGUUGGGGAGAAAACGACGCGACGACGGGGGCGGAAUGGAGAACAGGAAAAAGAUGAAUAAUUCCCUGGAAUAUAGAUGCUUGCCAAAACCGGAGCAAACCAUAAGACCCGUUCUGCCCAUAAAUCCAAACCAGGUUUGUGGAAUUACGCCGUCGGAUAUUGAUAAGUACUCGAGAGUCGUGUUUCCCGUGUGCUACCUUUGUUUUAAUUUGAUCUAUUGGAUAACUUAUUUGCACAUUAGUACCGUUAAUCCGGGGGAUUUAACGUUGAUUGGGGGGUAGGAAUUCAAAUAGUUGAGUAAAAAUGGUAGUCACAAAUUGUGCCAGUUAAGUAUGUAUGUAAGUGCAUAUUUAUCAGUAAUACAGUCAGGAAAUGUAAAAUUUUGUCAAGUUCAAUACAUACACAUAUAAAAAGAGUAAGACUUUGUGGCCGUAGCUUAGUCGGGGUAAUGAUAACUGUUCCACUUAUCAUGUUCUGAGCAAAAAAAAACUCGUAAAACCAUGAACUUCAAAAUUAUGCACUACUUAAAUCUUACUCUUACCGAUGAGGUAUUGUAGUUUGUCUUCCUACUUGACUUAGAAAGCACAGUUUUAGAAAUCAAGUAUUAAACUAAUACCAAGCGGUAUUCAUAUAUAAUUCUACCAAAAUGGUAUUGAUAUGUAGUAAUUGCUCGGUAUUAAAGUUUUACCAUACCGGUGGCAAGUUUUUAAGGACGGGUUUAAUUUUAAUACCAAGCGGUAGCAAUUUAUAUAAUACUGAGAAAUCAAUACCUGCCUGACUAUACCAGAUUUCUUUAAAUAUGUUAAAAGUGAAAAUUUAAAAGACUAGAAAGACAUACAUACUUACAUCAAAAAUAUUUCAUAAAGUAAAAAUACACUUCUUCUAGGAACCUUAUCUUUCGCAUGUGAUGGAGAAAUAACAAAUAAUAGCAACCGUGUUGGGUGGUCACCCUCUCUGCCUCAAAUAAUUGAUAAAGAACUUGAUAAAUUGCUCACACGUUAAUGUGACUUAAUAUUAGUAGUUAAGAGUCUAUGGCUACAUCACAGUGAUUACUUGUAGUUGGCAUGAUAUUCAACUACAGGUAAAACUCUGUGAUGAUGACCCAUACACUGAAAAGAGUUGACAUUUGGGUGAAAGUUUUUCGUGCAGUGCAGUAACUGCAUGCACAUGUAUUAAAACAUAUGUACAUAGGUACAUAUGUUAAUAAAUAUGUAAGUAUUCAGUAAUUUUAGCGUAUCAUAACCAAUUUUCAGACAGUGUUAGUAAUAAUUAGCCGUACAAUAACCUUGGGUGAUUUUGCAAUAAAAUAUCAUUAAUUAAAAAAAAA
This is a messenger RNA of Folsomia candida, 2968 nucleotides long. RefSeq names its product gamma-aminobutyric acid receptor subunit beta. Lineage: Eukaryota; Metazoa; Arthropoda; Collembola; Entomobryomorpha; Isotomidae. Gene Ontology annotation, biological process: chemical synaptic transmission; chloride transmembrane transport; nervous system process. The record is from RefSeq and is a predicted model, not a curated record. Gene Ontology annotation, molecular function: GABA-A receptor activity; extracellular ligand-gated monoatomic ion channel activity; neurotransmitter receptor activity. Gene Ontology annotation, cellular component: neuron projection; membrane; synapse. Bases 106 to 1380 code for a protein of 424 amino acids. The transcript is spliced from 10 exons.